AAGCGUUAGUCAUUUUACGUUCGACCAAAACGCAAUGGAUGAGCAUAGCCACUUCGAGACAUCCCUAAACAAAAUCAAAGUUUUGUUCAAAUACUCGGGAAUGAAUCUAGAAAACACUGUUACUAACACUUACGAGUUUUUAAAUCAUAGAUGGGUGUACAUUCUCAACCACGCGUGGACGUUGGCCGCUGUAACAUUCAUUUGCAUUGGAAUUUCAAACGGUCAAAACUUUAUUGAAAUGACCUGCAUAGCUCCGUGUGUGGCAAUGACCGUUUUAGCAGUUUCUAAGUCAUUCUUCCAUUAUAUCAACGAAAACGCAGUCAAGAGCCUACUGGAGAACCUCAUAGAGCUGGAACAGCUGGAACGUACCGAUUUUGAAAGAACGAAGAGCGUGCAAAGGACCGAAAUCGUGGCAACAGAGAAACAGUUACUAAAUAUGGUCAUUAAUGUUUUGUACGUAUUGAACUGCUCAAUGAUUCUUGUCUUCGAUAUGACUCCAUUGAUCAUUAUUGCCAUCAAAUAUUGGACGACGAAUAAGUUUGUUAGGUUGCUACCUUAUUUGGAUAUUUUUGUUUUCGUGCCAUAUAAAUUUGAGUAUUGGGUCAUGGCGUAUAUCCUACAGAUUUGGGCAGAAUGCAUAGUUCUCUUGUUCAUCGGAGCCGCAGACUGCCUCUUCUUCACGUGUUGCACGUACAUCCGCAUACAAUUUCGCCUUUUACAAUACGAUUUUGAGAGAUUAACCUCUUCGAGAAGAGAAAGCGAUGGUUUAAGAGAUGAUGAAGAUUUUAGGGAGACGUUCACGAAUUUAGUGAAAAGACAUCAAGGUUUAAUAGAAUCGUCGAGUAUUCUAGAAAUGAUUUACUCAAAGUCCACAUUAUCAAACUUUGUUUUGAGUUCUCUAGUUAUUUGUCUGUCCGCAUUCAAUGUUACGGUAGUGAACGACGUAACUAUUGUAAUGACAUAUCUUAUAUUUCUGGUCAUGAGUUUAAUGCAAGUAUAUUUCCUCUGUUUCUUCGGGGAUAUGCUGAUGAGCGCAAGCGAAGAAGUCGGUAAUGCCGUAUACAAUUGCAGUUGGUACACCGAAAAAGCGUCAACGGGAAAAGAUUUGCUUUUCACCAUCACGAGGGCCCAGAAACCUUGUGAGCUGACGGCUGCACAUUUCGCUUACGUCAAUUUAAAGGCGUUUAUGAGGGUCUUAAGCACUGCCUGGUCUUACUUCGCCUUACUACAAACUAUAUACAGUCGUUGACUAGCUACGUUUUUUACUCAAAUAAUAAGAAACUUUAAUAUUUUAAUGCGUUUGCUAAGAUAUUAUUUAGUAACAUUGCACGCAAUUUAUGUAGACGCGACGAAAUAUUUCUGGGGUCGUUGCACUUUUGACAUUUUAGAGAAUUUUAUUAUGUUGUAUUUUAUUUUACAAUUUAAACAUUCUAGAUUGUUCGUGUUAAUGAAUAAUAUAUUACAAAAUUAUACGAAUGCAUUUGAGAUACGAAUUCUGAGCAAAGAUCGCUCACAUUUUGUGAUUCGUUUAAUUAUUUUAGACUGACUCUUUAACUUUUUUAAAUUAAAUUAUUACUAAAUACAAAAAAACCGCAAAAGAGCAGCAGACAUUAGAUCUACAACAAAGGUGGAAGACGUACGAAAGAAAAUAAGACAGUUAAAAUGGCGAUGGGCAGGACAUAUGACAAGGGAAAGCAGAAUGAAAUUGACUAAAAUUAUAACAAAAUGGCUGCCACGCGAUGGCAAACGAAAAAGAGGUAGGAAAGCUAGAAGAUGGACAGAUGAUAUCAAGAUGAUUGGAGCGACAAUCUGGUUGAGAAAAGCUACCAAUAGAGAAGAAUGGAAGCAGCUGGAAGAGACCUAUGUGUCACAGGAUACGCUGGACACUAAGCCGAGAAACCCGAUGUAUUAGAUUUAAGUUAAAACAAUUUGCUACUGUAUGUAAAAUCAUUGUUUAUAUCUCAGCAAUAAAAGCUAUACAAAAUAUACAAACACAAAAAAGAUAUAGCAAAAGGAACUCCGUUCUAAUCGGGUCUCCAUAUGACACCUCUUUCUUUCUUUUUUAACAGUCCGAGAUGUAUAUGUAUAUGUGUAUGUAUAUAUUGUAUAUGUAUAUAUAUAUUUGUGCGGACCGCGAGAACACAGAUAAAAGCUGAUGGUAUUGAGAAACCAUUUCAGCGCAGCCUUAACU
Molecule: messenger RNA, 2191 nt
Organism: Bombyx mandarina (wild silkworm)
Lineage: Eukaryota; Metazoa; Arthropoda; Insecta; Lepidoptera; Bombycidae
Gene: Or-11
Product: olfactory receptor 11
Biological process (GO): detection of chemical stimulus involved in sensory perception of smell; sensory perception of smell
Cellular component (GO): plasma membrane
Molecular function (GO): olfactory receptor activity; odorant binding
Source: RefSeq, a predicted model, not a curated record